GAGGCCGCCGGCGGGCCAGCCUCCUCUACACACCCCCUCCCUCCGCAGCAGGGGAAAGGGGACGCACCGCCCAGGGGGCCGGGCUCCUGGAUCGCUGCCGCCAGAACCCGCAGGGCGGGGCGCUGUCCCACCGUGGGGCCCGGGCGGGGAGGGGGCGGGGGUGCUGGGACUGAAGGAGGGAGCCGGACACGAGCGCAGUGAACCACUUUAUUGCAUGCAUUUUGGGGAGUGGAGAGUCCCGGGAGGGAACACAGCAGGCCCCAUCCAGGGGUCCUGCUUCCAACCCUGGACGCGCAGGGACCCCUACCAGGGUUCAGAAGCUCCAGCCUCCAGCUGGCACUCACCGCCAACUCAGCUCUCAGGCUCCGCCCCUUUCCCAGAGCGGAAGUGCCCGCCCCUCCUUCCUUGGCUUCUCAUUGGCCGGUCCCGGCCCUCAGGAGCCCGCGGUGUCAGCUGCCCAGCAGUAGCAGUCGGUUUUGGCUAUGAACUCUUCUGGAGGAAGGAAGCAGGAAGCAGCGAGGCCCAGGGGCAGAAGGGCUCACAGACGCCAGGAACAGCAGGUCACUCAGAGUUCAGGGUGGGCAGCAGGGCAGGAUCACCACAGGGACCAGGGGCCACCUCUGGGCUCUUGCAGGAUGGAGAUGUGCAACUGUCCAAGGCUCUGUCCUACGCCCUGCGCCAUGGGGCCCUGAAGCUGGGGCUUCCCAUGGGGGCUGAUGGCUUCGUGCCCCUGGGUGCCCUCCUGCAGCUGCCCCAGUUCCACAGCUUCUCAGCUGAAGAUGUGCAGCGCGUGGUGGACACCAGUGGGAAGCAGCGGUUCGCCCUGAAGCCAGGGGACCCCAGCACUGGCCCUCUCAUCCGGGCCAAUCAGGGUCACUCCCUGCAGGUACCUGAGUUGGAACUGAUGCCCCUCGAGACCCCGCAGGCCCUGCCCCUGAUGCUUGUCCAUGGCACAUUCUGGCAGCACUGGCCCUCCAUCCUGCUCAAGGGCCUGUCCUGCCGGGGAAGGACGCACAUCCACCUGGCCCCAGGACUGCCUGGAGACCCUGGUGUCAUCAGUGGCAUGCGGCCAAAUUGUGAAGUGGCUGUGUUUAUCAAUGGGCCCCUGGCCCUGGCAGAUGGAAUUCCCUUCUUCCGUUCUGCCAAUGGAGUGAUCCUGACUCCAGGGAAUACUGAUGGCUUCCUGCUUCCCAAGUACUUCAAGGAGGCCCUGCAGCUACGCCCUACCCGAAAACCCCUCUCCUUGUCUGGUAAUGAAGAGACAGAGUGUCAGAGUGGCCCCAAGCACAGCUCCAGAGGAAGAAGGACGAUCCAACAAUAAAAUAUUUAUUAAAAAAAAAAGAUAACAAAAAGGAAAUUCCAGUUUGAAACCAUGAAUCACCUG
Hipposideros armiger (great roundleaf bat) is the source of this 1384-nucleotide messenger RNA. It is a transcript of the gene TRPT1, whose product is annotated as tRNA phosphotransferase 1. Gene Ontology annotation, biological process: tRNA splicing, via endonucleolytic cleavage and ligation. The record is from RefSeq and is a predicted model, not a curated record. Gene Ontology annotation, molecular function: tRNA 2'-phosphotransferase activity. The transcript is spliced from 9 exons. The coding region runs from base 215 to 1321 and encodes 368 amino acids. Lineage: Eukaryota; Metazoa; Chordata; Mammalia; Chiroptera; Hipposideridae.